This is a messenger RNA of Anolis sagrei ordinatus, 1688 nucleotides long. Lineage: Eukaryota; Metazoa; Chordata; Lepidosauria; Squamata; Anolidae. The record is from RefSeq and is a predicted model, not a curated record.
UUCUUUCUGAUUAUGAUGAUGAUGAUAUGGUGAUGAAGGAUGCGGUGCACAGCCAGAAAGAGAGGAUCAUGAGUGAGUUUUACAAGCUGCACGACUUCCUGAUCGAUGAAGAAGAAAGGCUCUUGAAAGAGUUAAAGGAAGAGAAAUGGCAGACCCUGAAGAAGCUGUAUAAGAAUUUGGAACAGCUCUCAGUGCAAAGAUCCUCCUUGAAGCAGCUGGUUGCAGAAGUCAAGAAGAAAAGCCAGCAGACAGACACAGGACUCUUGAAGGAUGUUGAAAACAUCUUAAGCAGAACUAGAAAUGUGACUCGAGUAGAAACAGAAACCGUUUCUGUGGAGCUGAAGAAUGUUUAUAACAUUCCUUGCAUUGAUAUUAUUGAACUUCUGACAAAAUUCAAAGUGGACAUGACUCUCGAUCUUGCCACUGCUCAUCCCAGCCUUGUAAUCUCCGGGGACAAGAAGAGUGUGAAACAUGGAGGACAACAACAGCCGGAACUGCUUGCCAAAGAGGAUAACACAGAGAGAUUUGACACUUACCUUAUCGUCCUGGGCUCUGAGAGAUUCACUUCGGGGAGACACUACUGGGAGGUGGAAGUGGGGGAGAGUACAGAGUGGGAUCUGGGAGUCUGUAGGGAAACGGUGAGCAGGAAAGGGCAAGUGAGCAUCAUGUCCUCCUUGAGCGGGUUCUGGAGACUUUGGCUUCGGAACAGAGACCAGUACAAAACUGUGAUCUCCCGUCCAACGCUGCUCCCUAUUAAUGUGAAGCCAACUAGGGUAGGGAUUUUCCUAGACUAUUCAGAAGGUGAGAUUUCUUUUUACAAUGUGACAGACAAGACCCACAUUUAUACAUACGUGGGGGCUUUUUAUACCCCUCUGAGGCCUUUCUUUAGUCCCGGCCGCUACCAGAAAGGGGAGAAAGCAUAUCCCUUAGCUAUCUGUCCAGGUCCAAGGAAUGGUACUACUGGGAGAGAAGCACGCCAAGAAGCAUAGAGUUGGAAGAGAACCCAAGGGCCAUCCAGUCCAACCCCAUUCUGCCAAGCAGGAAGACACAAAACACUUCAAGUGAGUCAAAGAAUCCUAGAAUCGUUGAGUUGGGCCAUCCAGUCCAACCCCAUUCUGCCAAGAAGCAGAAAAAUCCCAAUCAAAGCAUCCCCAACUGAUGGCUAUCCAGUCUCUAUUUAAAAGCCUCAAAAGAAGGUGCCUCCACCACACCCCCAGGCAGAGAGUUCCACUGCUAAACAGCUCUCAGUCAGGAAGUUCUUCCUAAUGUUUACGUGGAAUCUCCUUUCCUGUAGUUUGAAGCCAUUGUUCUGCAUCCUAAUCUCCAGGGCAGCAGAAAACAAACUUGCUCCCUCCUCCCUAUGACUUCCCCUCACAUAUUUAUACAUGACCAUCAAGUCUCAGCCUUCUCUUCUGCAGAUUAAACAUGCUGCUCCUCAUAGGGCUUGUUCUCCAGACCCGAUUAUUUGAGUCGCCCUCCUCUGAACACAUUCCAGCUUGUCAACAUCUCCCUUCAAUUGUGGUGCCCAGAAUUGGACACGGUAUUCCAGGUGUGGUCAGAUCAAAGCAGAGUUGGAAGAUCUGUGUACUACAAUGGGUUUCCUCUUUACACUACAAACAGAUAAUUGCCUGAUGUACAUUUUACUUAAUAAAUUUGUUUGGAGGCCUGGCAUUGUCAUCCACAAUGAA